CUUUUCUACCUCUUCCCUUCCGCGGCCUGAGAAAGUCUCUGAAAAUGGUCCGCUAUUCGCUCGACCCCGAGAACCCGACUAAGUCAUGCAAGUCGAGGGGCUCUAAUCUCCGGGUUCACUUCAAGAACACCCGUGAGACAGCUCAGGCCAUCAAAGGCAUGCACAUCCGCAAGGCCACCAAGUACCUGAAGGAUGUUACCAUCAAGCAUCAGUGUGUUCCCUUCCGCCGCUACAAUGGGGGUGUUGGCAGGUGUGCCCAGGCCAAGCAGUUUGACUGGACACAGGGACGCUGGCCCAAGAAGAGCGCAGAGUUCCUUCUCCACAUGCUGAAGAACGCUGAGAGCAACGCUGAGCUUAAGGGUUUGGAUGUAGACUCCCUGGUGAUCGAACACAUCCAAGUGAACAAGGCCCCAAAGAUGCGCAGACGCACAUACCGUGCCCACGGUCGCAUCAACCCCUACAUGAGCUCUCCAUGCCACAUUGAGAUGAUCCUCACAGAGAAGGAGCAGAUUGUUCCCAAACCAGAGGAGGAGGUCGCCACUAAGAAAAAGGUUUCUCAGAAGAAGCUGAAGAAGCAGAAACUCAUGGCACGGGAGUAAAUGUAAAUAAAAUGGAACCAUUCUUACCAAAACA
Molecule: messenger RNA, 633 nt
Organism: Salvelinus namaycush (lake trout)
Lineage: Eukaryota; Metazoa; Chordata; Actinopteri; Salmoniformes; Salmonidae
Product: 60S ribosomal protein L17
Exons: 7
Coding region: 45-599 (184 amino acids)
Biological process (GO): cytoplasmic translation
Cellular component (GO): cytosolic large ribosomal subunit; ribosome
Molecular function (GO): structural constituent of ribosome
Source: RefSeq, a predicted model, not a curated record